AUAUCCUUUUUUGAAAGGAGCCGUAAGAUAUCCUUAAAACCAAAGACUGCAGGUGAGUUCUCCAGUGGCGCUAUAAAAGAGGCGGGAAAGAAAGGGCAUAUAAACCCUAUCAGCAACUGAAGAAAAACGAAAUUCUCCGCACUGACUUAACAUUUUUACAAUCUCUGUUCUCCUGAAAUUUCAGCCUUCUCCUUGCAAAUUUCUCUCUCACAAUGGGAAUCAAGGGUUUAAUGAAGCUGUUGGCGGACAAUACUCCGAGAGCCAUGAAGGAGCAGAAAUUCGAGAGCUAUUUUGGCCGCAAAAUUGCUAUCGACGCCAGCAUGAGCAUCUAUCAGUUUCUUAUUGUAGUGGGACGAAGUGGGACUGAGAUGCUCACAAAUGAGGCUGGCGAAACUACUAGUCACUUGGUUGGGAUGUUCUCUCGGACGAUUAGGCUUUUGGAAGCCGGAAUAAAGCCAGUCUAUGUUUUUGAUGGGAAACCUCCAGAUUUGAAGAAACAGGAGCUUGCAAAGCGUUAUUCAAGAAGGGAAGAUGCUACAGCUGGAUUAGCUGCGGCUGAAGAGAGUGGCAACGCGGAGGAUAUCGAGAAAUUUAGUAAAAGAACUGUUAAGGUCACACAGCAGCACAACAGUGACUGCAAAAAACUUCUUACACUGAUGGGAGUGCCUGUUGUUGAGGCUCCUUCUGAAGCAGAAGCUCAAUGUGCUGCACUAUGCAAGUCCGAUCAGGUUUAUGGUGUGGCCUCAGAAGAUAUGGAUUCCUUAACCUUUGGAGCUCCAAAAUUUCUUCGCCAUUUAAUGGAUCCUAGCUCCAAAAAGAUCCCUGUAAUGGAAAUUGAAGUUGGAAAGGUACUAGAGGACCUGGAACUCACAAUGGAUCAAUUCAUUGACCUGUGCAUUCUGUGUGGGUGUGAUUAUUGUGACAGCAUUCGAGGUAUUGGGCCACAAACUGCUCUGAAGCUUGUUCGCCAACAUGGCUCAUUAGAAAGCAUACUGGAGAAUAUAAACAAAGAAAGAUAUCAGAUACCUGAUGAGUGGCCAUAUCAAGAGGCCAGACGUCUCUUUAAGGAACCAUUAGUCUUAACUGGUGAUGAUCAACCUGAAAUCAAAUGGGGUCCCCCAGAUGAAGAGGGUUUGAUAGAAUUCCUGGUGGACCAAAAUGGCUUCAACAAGGACAGAGUUACAAAGGCGAUAGAAAAGAUCAAGGCAGCCAAGAAUAAGUCUUCUCAGGGGCGGUUAGAAUCAUUCUUCAAACCAGUUGCUAACACAUCAGCACCAGCUAAAAGAAAGGGAACCAAAUGUGUUCUUGUAUCUCCGAUUCCAGUAACAAAGUUUAGAAUGUUCUCCGUACAAGCUUCCUUUAUGCGAACCCAACCAAGGGCCUUUUGCAGCCUAAUCCCGCCAUCUUUAGAUAUGAGUUCAAAUUACUCCAUGCCAUUUAUCAGAGGUGUCUGCUACAGCAUAUGAAACUGAAACAACUGGAAAUGCUGAAAAAGGAGCGGCAAACAAGAAAUCAAAAACUGGGGGUGGGAGAAAGAAGAAGUAAAUUAAGUACAGUGUGCUCCUUAGAAGGUAAGAUUGUUUUCUUUGCGAAAGCCAACGUCUUGAGUGAUAAGAAAAAUACUCGAAAUGGAUUUAUGGAGUUUUCUCCUGUUUUCCGUGAAUCAAGUUUGUAGUUUGUACAACUAGUAGAUUUAUAAUUUAUGUGGUAAUUUGGAGUUUCAUGUUCU
Molecule: messenger RNA, 1729 nt
Organism: Ipomoea triloba (trilobed morning glory)
Lineage: Eukaryota; Viridiplantae; Streptophyta; Magnoliopsida; Solanales; Convolvulaceae
Product: flap endonuclease 1
Exons: 18
Coding region: 213-1466 (417 amino acids)
Molecular function (GO): 5'-flap endonuclease activity; DNA binding; 5'-3' exonuclease activity
Source: RefSeq, a predicted model, not a curated record